Messenger RNA from Nilaparvata lugens (brown planthopper), 2274 nucleotides. RefSeq names its product zinc finger protein 664. The coding region runs from base 331 to 1536 and encodes 401 amino acids. The transcript is spliced from 3 exons. The record is from RefSeq and is a predicted model, not a curated record. Lineage: Eukaryota; Metazoa; Arthropoda; Insecta; Hemiptera; Delphacidae.
ACUUGUUCUUGUUCUCUUUUUUGCUUGUUCUUGUUGUCGUCGGACAACAAUGCAAAUAAGGGUAUAGGGUUAUGCUUAUUAUCUUUUCAAAUUUAGGUUGAAAAAAUAUCAGUAAAGGCUAGAUAGGGUUGUGAAUUAAUUUUACGUAGAAAGAUUUAGCUAUCAAGAGUUACAGUAAUUAUCAUCAAUUCCUGUUCAAGUUUUAUUUGUUUGGUUACAGAUAAGAUAAAAUUGGGUUUGAUGGACAUUCAGACGUAAACGCUAACUAGGCUACAUCAUUAAUUUUAUAAGAGAUCAUGUUCUGAGACAAAUGGUGAAGUGUGCUCCAACAUGGAAAAGAUCGACACUUCUAUGGUCAAUUCUAAACCUCUUGAGUCUAAUAAAGACUGCAGUGUAAAGGCUAUGACUAGCAAAGGAGCAUCAUCCAUUGAUGGAGAACUGGACUCUGAAUCUAUUCCAGCAGAGCAAGGGGAUGCAACUGUAUCAAUCAGUGAUUUUUCUUCACUUUUUGCUGUCACAAAUGACAAGCAGCUGCCAUUCAACUGUCAAAUCUGCCACAGAGGAUUCUUGUAUGAAAGCGGUUUGAAUAAUCAUGUGCUAAUCCACACUGAAAACAAGUUGAAGUGUGAAUAUUGUGAUAAAAGUUUCAUAGGCAUGAAAAGGUUUAAUAGACACUUACAAAUGCACACCGGAGAAAAGCCAUUUAAAUGUGACAUUUGUGAUAAACGUUUCCCAUUUGUACAAAAUUUGAGAGUUCAUACCAAGUCACACUUUAUAGAGAAAUGUGUACAUAGGUGCGACAUAUGUCAAAGAACAUUUAGACAUAAAAGUCACUUGACCGAUCAUAUCAGGAGCCACACCAAAGAGAAACCUUUCAAGUGCCAGUUUUGUGAAAAAAGUUUUGCAAGCACAAGUAAUUUGUACUCUCAUGUCAGAAAUCACACUGGCUCCAAGCCUUUCAAGUGUCAAUUUUGUGACAAAUGUUUUGCACACAAAGCUAAUUUGCAUGCUCAUAUUAUGUAUCACUCUGGUUUGAAGCCUUUCAAAUGUGAUAUUUGUGGAAAAAGUUUCUCGCACAAGAGUCACAUGAAGUUACAUCGUAUGAUCCAUACUGGUGACAAACCAAUUAAAUGUGAAAUGUGUGAUAAAAAAUACACAUGUAACAGUCAGUUGAUAGUACAUAUGAGAUCGCACUCAGGAGAAAAGCCUUACAAGUGCAAUGCUUGUGGCAAGUGUUUCACCCAAUCAGGUCAUCUGACCAAACAUUUCAACAGGACUCACGCUAUUGAGGAAUUGGUCGAAUGUCAAAUUGAUGAUUCCCCACAGAAAGAUAAUUCAAAAGAUGAUACUAAUAGUACUCACACUGAGGAGCAACUGUUUGUAUGUGAACUUUGUGGAAAGGUGUUCACGCAAAAAGAUCAUUUGCAUGAUCACACGAAAACUCACACUAAAGAUGACUAUUUCAAGUGUGAUUUGUGCAGUGAAGUUUUCUCAGAGAAGAGCAAAUUGAAUGAUCAUAUAACUGUACAUAUAUAGUAUAGUAUAGUCAGAAGAAUGUAAACAUUACUAUCAGAUCCCAAAACAUCCUCAAUUGCAAUUUUCAGCUUUCCAAAACUUUUAAGUAUUGUUAAUUUUCGUAUCACACAUUCAGAUUCAGAUUAAAUUUCAUUUAGAAAUCAAUGUAAUGAUGUAUUUUGUUAUUAUACACUAUAUUAUAUAUAGCUCACUUAUUUUAUAGUCUGCAGAACGCUAUAUUUAUUAAUAAUUGUGAAGUAUUUUCACUUUUGCAGUUCUUCCUAUAUUUAUUUAUGUAUAUGACUCUAAUAACAGUUUCCUCUUCAUUCAAUCUACUAUUUCAUACAUUUAUUUCAAAAUAUUAUCUUUGUUAUGCCAUUGACAUACUUUUGACAGAUGACUGUCAUUCAUAAGGAACUCUCUAUUCAAGAAAUUGAGAAAAAGUCUGUAAGAAUAAUUUAGGCUGUUGAAAACCCUGUUUCUCCAGUUGAAGACAUUUAUAUUUAGAAGAUAUUUGUUGAUAGAGUAUGUUUGUAUAUAACUCAACUUUUUAAUUAAUCAACUUUGAUUUGUUCAAUUUAAAGUAUUGAUUUUUAGAAUAAUAUUCUAUUUUAUUGCAGUAAUGUAUUGAAAUGGACACCUGUUCAAUAGUUCAGAGUUUCCAGUCCAUGGCCAGCAAACCAGCACAUGCUAAAUAGACUAAAUUAUGUUCAACAUUUAAAUGAAGGACGCUUUUCAAUAUAAACGGUUGAGAGAAAA